Styela clava is the source of this 2246-nucleotide messenger RNA. RefSeq lists its product as uncharacterized. The record is from RefSeq and is a predicted model, not a curated record. Lineage: Eukaryota; Metazoa; Chordata; Ascidiacea; Stolidobranchia; Styelidae.
AAUUGAAACACAUUUGAAAUAUAGAUCCAGUGGAAAUCGUAAAAUAAAACUGAGACAAAACUUAUAUAUAUGAGAAGAUGAAUGUUGGAAAACUUUUUGUUGCAGUUCUCUGCUUGGUGGUUGCUGUGGCCGCUGAGAAGCAAUGUUCUCCACUAAUGGGAUUCGGAAGCGAAGAAGGAUUAUUAUGCACUGUUGUAAAGAACGGUGUUUCAGAAACAGUCGAUGCUGAUGAUUGUCACAAACAUAAAGAUUGCUGUAAAAUCGGUGAAGGAGAAACUGCAGUUUGUUAUGCCCAGCUUAAUCAUGAGAGACUUUCAGCAGCUACUGCGAAUGCUCGAACAGUCGACGAUAGUGACGAUCUGUACAAAAAAGCCUUAAAAAUGAAAAGAGACAGCGCAAGAUUUCUCCAUUUACGUCCACCAGCAUUUCCUGGAUGUCCUCAACCAAUUCCAUUUCCAGCAAGUUGUAAUCCACAAAUGAAUGAACCCUACGUCCUCGAUCCACCAGUUGAUAUUCCUUAUUGUGUCAGAAUCCCAUGUUCAGUCGACAAUGCAGAAUUAGACACCGAUCACCAUCUCUGUGGUUCACAACCUGGUUGUUAUUUUGACAAAGAAUUGUUUGAUUUCCGAGAAGCUUUUGGACCAAGUGUUCUACCAGGAGUUCCAGUUUGUCAUAUGGCAAUAAGAAAUGCUGUUUUUCAACAAAAAGCUCAAUUAGUCGUGAAAGAGCACGGAAUAUGGAAUCCUUACUUCACAAACUGCAUUCUGCAAGAGUUCCAAUUGGAGAUGAAAACACCAAAAGGUUGCGAACUUCUUCCAAUUCUUGACGUUUUUCACGUUCGUCCAAAAUUGGCCGGAUGGAAAAAUAUUAAUCCCAGAGAAUGUUCUUUGAUUGAUGGAUGUUUUAGAUACGGAUACGGUUGUUUUUAUUCAGUUGAUAUUUCGAAUGUCAGGGUCAAAUCAGGUCAACGUCAAGUCGCAUUCAACAAGCAUGAGAUCAUUUUUGGAAGACCUAGAUGCCAAAUAUUUGAUACAAGUUCUCCCGUUCGCAUACUUCUGAGUUAUCAUCAAUGUCUCAGCGCUGGAUGCACUGUAGAUUCUUCCAUCACAACUAACUAUUUUCACAACCUUUUUGCUGUCGGUGAAGAUAUGACUGUUGAUAAGCACUGGGAUUACUGGACCGGAGUGCAAAAGGGGGAAAUUGGUGCCUACAAUAUUGACGACAGAAUCAUUAAUUUUGAAUACACGACGGAUGAUAAGAAUAAUUCAAAACCCACGACUUCUCCGAAGACAAACAAUCCAUUCGAGUUAUCGUCUGAAAAUUCAUUUUCAGUUCCGACAGGUCCAAACACAUUUGCCUCUCCACGAAAUCCAAAUCCAUUUGCUCUACCAGCAAGUUCAUUUCCGCCUUCGCCAUCUAUGCAUAUGAUUACGGGUAAAAGCGAGGCAUGCGGUCAUAUAUUCAAGCCAUAUGGAGCAAGACCGUGCAGUCCUCCGGUUGUUCCUCAGUUGCCUUUCAACAGCUACUGUCCGUACAAACCAUUCCACGUCCCAAGAUUUGCUCCCCUCAAAGGAAGAUUUGACGGAUGUUGUGACGUUAAUUUGUGUUAUCUUCCUAAAUCUGAAAUCCUGAAAAUGCAUUCUGGUCCAUCUCAUUAUUACACCGAAUGGAGCAUGUUCUCAGCCUGCUCAGCUACAUGUGGCGAAGGACAAAAGCGCCGUUAUAGAAAAUGCGUCAGUGAGGAUAAAAGCAGAUGUACGGAACCUUUAGUUAAAGUUAGCAGAUGCAACGAUCAACCUUGCGCUUCAUGGAGUCCGUGGGGUCAAUACAGUCCAUGUCCAAACACUUGCUAUCCUGGAGGAGUUCAAACAAGAAGAAGAGUUUGCAGACCGGCUAGUGGAUUUUGUCUUGGAGAUUCUGAACAAGUGCAAAGUUGUAAUGAGCACCCCUGCGAUUAUGACACACCGGCUGGUAGAUGGACUUCUUGGAAUCAGGAAGCAUGUAUCUACAACAGGUUCACUAAAACAUGCGAAGAAACAAGAACAAGAUAUUGUACUUACAAUGGACUUCCAGGGGGCAAAUGCCGUGGUUCAUCAUUAGAAACCAAAAAGUAUCGAUGCUCAGGAUGUCCCAACAAACGAGGUUAAUGAACGGGAUUGGUAUAUAUAUAACUCAAUGACAGUUAUUUACAUUAUGCUUUAUUUAUUUCUAUGAUUGCAAAAUAAAAAUCAUACAUUACUCGCAAA